UGGCCCUGGGACUCGGACUGCGUUAUACCUCGGGCAGAUACAUUUCUUUUAGGUCUAUGGCAGAUACCGACGCCUAAUAAAUGCGGCCGCGCAUUUAUUAAUAAUUAAUAAUAAAUGCGUUAGCUGUGCAUGCCUGACGGCAGAAGAGUUUAGUUUUUACACCGGGAGUAUGGAGGAGGCUGCCUUGUUGCAUUACCUGCAGCGAUGGAACUGUUCAGUGACAUACUGUAGGGCUCUUUGAACACGUUAUGCAUCCCUCUAUCAUCACUGACAAGUGCAGAAUCUUUCCGCGAUUGCAUUCAUAUAGGCCUAGCAGCGGUUCUGUGUACAAUGCAUCAUGCGUAACGUGAUCAUGGGUAAUGUAAUAAGGUAGUGCAAAGCUGUAGUUUAGGAGUGGCGCCCGUGGGCAGUGAGUGUGACAACGACAUACUGUUUCUAAAUUGCCAGCAGAUAAGCUGUGUUCGAAAUGCUCACUCGUUCACUAUAUAGUGCACUAUAUAGUGAAUCAGCCAUUUUGUAGUGGUGUUCGAAAUUUAACUGAAAUGUCCGUUCACUACUUUCGUUCCCUACAAAUUCGUCGCGCGACAUGCCUAAAUGUAGGGCACAGAAGAUGUACACUACCUGAAUCAACAUAGACCACAAUGCAUUGUGGACCAUCCCGAUUCCCGCGAAAAGUCAAAUGAGCCGUCUGCCUCCCAGCUGACAUACAGAUGAUAUCGCCAGCCCAGCUGAUAACAUGGACGCCGGUAUGCUCUACAAAUGGACUGAUGAGGACGUUAGUCGCCUCAUCAAUUUGAGGAGGAGCAAGGAGAGGCUAUUCUCGGGAAGGAGAAAUGCUGCCCAGCAUGGAUGGGAGGUUAUCCUGAAGGAGAUGGGGCUGGAUGCCGUGGUCUCCCCUGCCAGGGCAGGAAAAAAGUGGGAGAACCUCAAAAAAACCUACAAAGAGCUCAAAAAGCCCCCCACGGGAGUGAGCACCGAGUCAGGGGAAACCACUGCAGGCACCUGGAAGUGGUACAGUUUGAUGGACGAAGUGAUGGGGGACAAACCCUCCAUCAGCCCCCCAGUCCUCAUCACUUCGUCAGGAGGAGACCACUUUCAGGUGUCUGCAGUGGCUUCCCCUGAGCCCAGACGCGCAGAGGCAGAGGCAGAGGCAGAGGAAGAGGAAGAAGCAACGCCGAGGAAGAGGGCAGGGAAGAGGAAGGUGGACCCUGUCCUAGACUUCCUGGAGAGGGAUGCGGAGAGAGCAGAGGAGCGGGCCAGAAGGGAUGAAGAGCGGGAGGGCAGGCUCCUCAGCAUCCUGGAGAGAUUGGUGGAGAAGUUGUGAUUUUGUGAUUUUUUCAAUUUUUCAAUUAUAUUUUACUAUUAUUUAUUUUGUGUUUAAUUAAUUAAUAAAUUAUCUUCAAUUACAUUUUCAGUAUUAUCACUGUAGACUUGCUUUGCUUAAAGUAGAAACUCUGAAAACACUGUUUCAUACACUAAAAUAACGUUGGGGGUAAAAAUAUAUUUUUAAUUCAGGCAUAAUCAUGCCCCUCUGGAGCAACAGCCUGGAUGGGACCCAUCACCGCAGCCGCCAGUUGCCUCCUCACUUCCUCCCCACUGGGAUCCAACUGCUGUUGGGGAGGCUGGUCUUGAUUGUCGUCCCUCACCAUCACCACCUCCUCCAAGGGCAAGUCCUCCAGGUCCAUUGCAAUGUUGUGCAAAAUUGCACAACAUGCAAUGACCACUGGCGCAAAGGUGGGCUUGACCUCCAGGGCUUUUAAGAAGAUGGUCCUCCAGCGGGUCUUCAAGAUGCCGAAGGCCCGUUCAAUUAUUGAACGGGCCUUGGCGUGAUGCUGAUUGAACCGCCUGUCAAUUUCUCUCACCACUGGUUCACGGUAGGGUGUUAUCAAGGAUGGCGUGCAGGGAUACCCACCGUCCCCAAGGAUAAGGUAACCCUGUGGGGGGUACAGUUUGUCCGCAAAAAUGGGGCUGUUCCUGUACACCCGGGCGUCAUGGACUGACCCUGGGUAGCCAACACAUAUGUCCAGGAACAGCCCCUUGCUGUUGCACACCGCCUGCAGCUGCACUGAAAAAAACAGUUUCCUGUUUAAAUAGCAGGCCUGAUUCUGUGAUGGUGGCUUGAUCCUGACUUGGCAGCCAUCAAUGGCUCCCACAACCUUGGAAAAGGCUGGGGAACGUGCCAGCUGAGCAAAACCAUCGCCGAUGGUGUCCAGGUCCAUGGCAUGGGGGAGGGAGAUUAUUCGCUCCUUGAGCCUAAGGAUGUUCCCUGAGACGCGGUGGAUUAUGUCAUGAAUUGUUGUGCGUGGCAUAGCAAAGACCCUUGACACCACUCUAUAGGAGGUGGCACUGGCGAGCCAGAACAGGAAGACCAAGACCUCCAGUUCAAGGCCCCAGCCAGAACACCGUUGCUCAUUGUGGCGUAAGAGCGCAAUCAGCCUCAUGGUGGUGGGUCUGCUCAGACGAAAAUCUGUUUUCAGGUCGGAGGUCCCGUCGAAAAACAAUUGGAGCAGGGGGACCUGUUCGUUCCUUACACAGUAUCUUGCCGGCUCCGGCUGUAAUAGGCACCAAAUAAAGUGUCACUUCUAAACUA
This is a messenger RNA of Sardina pilchardus (European sardine), 2590 nucleotides long. RefSeq lists its product as uncharacterized. The coding region runs from base 737 to 1324 and encodes 195 amino acids. The record is from RefSeq and is a predicted model, not a curated record. The transcript is spliced from 4 exons. Lineage: Eukaryota; Metazoa; Chordata; Actinopteri; Clupeiformes; Clupeidae.